AUGAUGCGCUGGAGAGGGCCUUUUCUCCGUUCGGUGCGUGGUGUAACACCAAAGAAGGGUGGGACCGAGCAUUUGGGACUCCCUGUUUUCAACUCAGUUGCAGAAGCAAAAACUGAAACAAAGGCUAAUGCCUCAGUCAUUUAUGUUCCCCCACCAUUUGCUGCUGCUGCAAUUAUGGAGGCAAUGGAUGCAGAGUUGGAUCUUGUUGUGUGCGUCACUGAGGGGAUCCCGCAACAUGAUAUGGUACGUGUGAAGGCUGCUCUUAACAAGCAAUUUAAAACUUGGCUCAUUGGACCAAACUGCCCUGGAAUUAUCAAGCCUGGUGAAUGCAAAAUCGGCAUUAUGCCUGGUUACAACACUAUGAUAUAG
This is a messenger RNA of Prunus armeniaca (apricot), 369 nucleotides long. The record is from the annotation of a GenBank genome assembly. Lineage: Eukaryota; Viridiplantae; Streptophyta; Magnoliopsida; Rosales; Rosaceae.